UCGUUUCCUUGCGCUUUUGAAAGACGUACAUACGUGAGGAACUUCGCUUAGCUUACGAAGUAGUUGGGGGUUGACCGUUGGCAUAUCCGGCGAUGGCGGGAGAAGGGGAGCAUAGUCUGCCUGCCUCCGGCCUUCAUCGCGACGGCGACGGCGGCGGCAGCGGCAGCGGCAGCGGCAGCGGCAGCGGCAGCGGCGGGUCGAGGAAUGAAGGACGGGGGGGACCGAGAAGUGCGGAGGGAAAGGGAAAGGAGGAGCUUGAGGCCGGAGUUGGCGGCGCAGGCUUGGGCGGGCUUGUGGGGAACGAGCAGGCAGCGAUCAGUAGGGAACGAAAAGUUGAUGAAGACAAACUGUGCUUACCUCCCGCCAACGAGGACGCGGAUUGGAAUGAUGACGACGACGAUGAUGAUGAGGAUGAUGUCGAGGAAGAGGAAGAGGAGAGCGAUUAUGAGGAUUUCGCGCAGAGAGUAGCAAGCAGUAUGUAUGAGGCCAUUUCUGACGAUCAACCCGGCAACGACGACGGAGUUGGGCAAUUCUCGGAUCUCGACGAAGGGGAAGUAAGGAUGAGAAGAGGGAGUGACACAGCUAUGGAUCAGGUCACGACGGCGAUGUCCAGUACCAUUGCUGCUAUGGAGGAAAUGUGGAGUAGCGGACGGUACGUUGUUGGACAAGCGGGAGGAGGAAGAGAAGGAGGUGGUCGGACGGAGAUGUGCAAUGGCCAUACACGGGAUAGGGUUGCGACGCCAUCAGCUGAUGAUCAGAUGGCGGCGGAGGCAAAUGGGUAUUCGGCGGCUUUCCAGGCUGAGAUGGCAGGGGUAAUUAGCGAAAUAGGCCAGGUAUACUUGAAUGGGGUUCCAAUCAAUAGCGCCGAGCUGUUGCAGGGGUACAGUAUGGCCCAUCUAAGAGAAAAUGGGGUAGCGAAUGGGGUGGGGGUGAGAGAGACGGAGGGGGAAACGGAGGUGGUGGACACCUGGGACACACAGGAUGAUGACGAAGAAGAACAGGAGAGGAAGAGGGAGCAGCAAGAACUUGCCAUGGAGGCAGCGAUGGCGGAGGAUCUGCGCCGCCGCUCGGAACCCAUUCCCUUGGCGCGCAGGGCAGCGAUCAUGGAUGCCAUGCGGAAUGUUAAUUUUGGCGGCGUUGUGCCUGAUUGGGCCCAGAGAGUGCCCGAGGUAGAAUGGAUGGGGAUGUUGAGGAGUAGAAUGGCGGCACCCAGAGAAGUGCGCAGCAAUCCUGGCGAAGCGGUUGAACCUUGGCGCGUGUUUUCCCCUCAGCGCGAAGUGGGAAGAAGAUGAGGAGGUGCGCUGAGCUGUCCUUUUCAAUGCGCUGAUUUCAGGAGGUGAUGGGAGCUUCACGACUUCUACCUGUGGAGAGAGAAUGGCCUUGAUGUAGGUAGUGUGGGUUUAUCCCCCUGUGUGAUUUUUCAGAGAGGGGGUUGAUGAAAGAAAGGAAGGGGAGGUGAGAUUGCGAGAGGCAAGGCCAGUGAGGGUGUGAGUCUGUGACUCGGUGCGAGUAUGCGAGUGACAUGGAGAGAGAGCUCGUAUUGGCCGUACAAUGAACUUCUUUUUAGUAU
Chara braunii is the source of this 1570-nucleotide messenger RNA. The record is from the annotation of a GenBank genome assembly. NCBI's taxonomy places the organism in Eukaryota, Viridiplantae, Streptophyta, Charophyceae, Charales, Characeae.